UAUUAGCAAAUACUUAUUGUCUCUGGCUAUAUUCAAGCAUUGUGCCAGGUACUGUGGAAAUAGAGAAAUUGGCCAAGGUCCUGCCUCAAGGAGUUUACAUUCUAAUUAGCAAAAGAAAUACAAACACCUAACUAGCAAUCCAAGCAGAAAAAAAUAAAUUCUGUAAAAGUAGCAAAAUCAAAAGGAACCCAAGUAAUUGAAACUUAGUUUGAACUUGUGUAUGGAGGAAACCGUGAAAGCUGAGUAGGUUUUUGAUAGUUUGAGAACAAAGAUGGAGGCCAUUCAAGAGAGAGAAAAUAGCUCAAGCAGGCUCAAGGAGGUAGGGCAUAUUUGGUCAGUUCUCAGCAGAGAGAAUCAUACUAAAUGGUCUGUUUAUUGAGUAUGAAGUAUAUCUAAGCUGAAAAGGUAGUUUCAGGUCUUGGCUGCAGAAGCAAGAUGACGAAAGGAACGUUAUCAUUUGGAAAGUGUCAUAAUAAGAUGCACAUGUUGUGCAGCCACCGUGCCUCUAAGGCCUACCACCUUCAGAAGUCGACGUGUGGCAAAUGUGGCUACCUUUCUGAGCGCAAGAGAAAAUAUAACUGGGGUGUCAAGGCUGAAAGACGAAAUACCACUGGUACUAGCCAGAUAAGUCACCAAAAAAUUGUAUACCACAGAUUCAAGCAUGGAUUCCAUGAAGGAACAACAGCUAAACCCAAGAGGGCAGCUCUUGCAGCAUCCAGUUCAUCUUAAGGAUUUUAAUGCUUAAACGUG
Messenger RNA from Loxodonta africana (African savanna elephant), 750 nucleotides. RefSeq names its product large ribosomal subunit protein eL37-like. Gene Ontology annotation, biological process: translation. Gene Ontology annotation, cellular component: ribosome; cytosolic large ribosomal subunit. Lineage: Eukaryota; Metazoa; Chordata; Mammalia; Proboscidea; Elephantidae. The transcript has a single exon. The record is from RefSeq and is a predicted model, not a curated record. Bases 436 to 729 code for a protein of 97 amino acids. Gene Ontology annotation, molecular function: RNA binding; structural constituent of ribosome.